Messenger RNA from Orcinus orca (killer whale), 971 nucleotides. RefSeq names its product ribonucleoside-diphosphate reductase subunit M2-like. Gene Ontology annotation, molecular function: ribonucleoside-diphosphate reductase activity, thioredoxin disulfide as acceptor. Gene Ontology annotation, cellular component: cytosol. Lineage: Eukaryota; Metazoa; Chordata; Mammalia; Artiodactyla; Delphinidae. The record is from RefSeq and is a predicted model, not a curated record. Gene Ontology annotation, biological process: deoxyribonucleotide biosynthetic process.
CCUAAGCCAUCUGCCCCCAGGGUGGAGGAUGAACCACUCUUCUGAAAGAAACCCCCUGCCGCUUUGUCAUCUUUCCUAUCGAAUACCGUGAUGUUUGGCAAAUGUAUAAGAAAGCGGAGGCUUCCUUCUGGACAGCUGAGGAGCUGGACCUUUCCAAGGACAUUCAGCCCUGGGAAGCCCUGAAGCCUGAAGAGAGAUGUUUCACUUCGUGUGUUCUGGCUUUCUCUGCAGCAAGUGAUAGCAUAGUAAAUGAAAACUUGGUUCAGAUUACGGAAGCCCGUUAUUUCUAUGGCUUCCAAAUUGCCGUGGAAAACAUACAUUCUGAAAUGGACAGUCUCCUCAUUGACACUUACAUUAAAGAUUCCAAAGAAAGGGAAUUCCUCUUCAAUGCCAGUGAGACAGUGCCUUCUGUAAAGAAGGCGGCAGAUUGGGCCUUGCGCCGGAUCGAAGACAAAGAGGCUACGUACGGAGAACGUGUCGUAGCCUUUGCCGCAGCGGAAGGAAUCUUCUUUUCUGGUUCUUUUGCAUCUGUAUUGUGGCUCAAGAAACGAGGACUCAUGUCCGGCCUCACAUUUUCCAAUGAACUUAUUAGCAGAGACGAGGGUUUACACUGUGACUUUGCCUGCCUGAUGUUCAAACACCUGCUACACAAACGUUCGGAGCAGAGAGUCAAAGAAAUAAUCGUCAGUGCAGCUAGGACAGAACACGAGUUCCUCACGGAGGCCCUGACAGUGGAGCUCAUCGGGAUGAAUUGCGCUUUGAUGAAGCAGUACGUCGAAUUCGUGGCAGACAGACUUAUGCUGGAGCUGGGUUUUAGCAAGGUUUUCAGAGUAGAAAAUCCAUUUGACUUUAUGGAGGCUAUUUCUGAAGGGAAGACUAACUUCUUUGAGAAGAGACUAGGCAAGUAUCAGAGGAUGGGAAUGACGUCCAGUCCGACAGAGAAUUCCUUUACCUUGGAUGUUGACUUCUAA